AACGCAAAAGUGGUGCCGGGAAAGAUGGCGGCCGCGGGAGAGUCGGCGGCGGCGCCGGUGUGCGUGUUGGUGCUGGGUAUGGCCGGCUCCGGGAAAACCACCUUCGUGCAGUGCCUCGCGGCCCACCUGCACGGCCAGCGCUGCCCACCUUACGUGAUCAACCUGGACCCCGCCGUGCACGAGCUGCCCUUCCCCGCCAACAUCGAUAUCCGGGACACUGUGAAGUACAAAGAAGUCAUGAAGCAAUACGGGCUGGGCCCGAAUGGUGGAAUAGUGACCUCUCUCAAUCUUUUUGCUACAAGAUUUGAUCAGGUGAUGAAGUUUAUCGAAAAACGACAAAAUGCAUCCAAGUAUGUUAUCAUUGACACACCAGGACAGAUUGAGGUGUUCACGUGGUCAGCAUCAGGAACCAUCAUAACUGAGGCACUGGCUUCCUCUUUUCCUUCAGUUGUUGUUUAUGUGAUGGACACCUCUCGCAGUACCAACCCUAUCACCUUUAUGUCCAACAUGCUCUAUGCCUGCAGUAUCCUGUACAAGACAAAGCUGCCUUUUAUUGUUGUCAUGAACAAGACAGACAUAAUUGAUCACAGUUUUGCAGUAGAAUGGAUGCAGGACUUUGAGACUUUUCAGGAUGCUCUGAAUCAAGAGACUUCCUACGUCAGUAACCUGACUCGUUCUAUGAGUUUAGUGCUGGAUGAGUUUUACAGUUCAUUGAAGGUGGUUGGUGUCUCUGCUGUGUUAGGCACAGGACUGGAUGAUUUUUUUGUUCAGCUCUCUAAAGCUGUAGAAGAAUAUGAGAGGGAAUAUCGUCCUGAAUAUGAGCGCCUGAGGAAAACAUUGGAGAAGGCUCAAAAUAAACAAAAGAGAGAUCAGCUGGAGCGCCUUCGGAAGGACAUGGGCCCUGUGUGCAUGCAGGGCAACACACUUGCAGGGUCUGAUGAUGCUUCUGCAAUGGGUCCCUCUGAGCUGAUCCUAACACGAGGAAAUCUUGAUGAGGAUGAAGAAGAGAGGGAGAGUGACACUGAUGACAUCGACCAUGAAGUUACUGAGGAGAGUCACGAAGAACCAGCUUUCAAAAACUUUAUGCAAGAAACACGGAUGAGAUACCAGAGAAGAAGCAAUGAGAAUGAAUGAGACACCCAGAAAUAAAUGGCUUGAAAUUCCUUGAAAUGGAAUCAAAGGUGAAGGAACAGCAUAAAGAAAGCUGCAUGGAAACAUGCAUGAAGUCUGAAGUCCCUGAACAGCUUCCUCUGAUAUAUUGUACCUUUCUGCAGUAACUGUUGGUCAUAUGAGGGUUUUCUAUCUAACUGACUGCACAUUUGGCCAUCUGCUACAAAGUCACAGAACCUGGGGAGUUGGAAGGAACCCCUGGAGAUCCCCCAGUCCAAGCCCUGCUGAAGCAGGUUCCCUAGAGCAGGUUGCACAGGAAAGUGUCCAGGUGGGUUUGAACAUCUCCAGAGGACACUCCACCACCUCUCUGGGCAGCCUGUUCUGGAGCUCUGCCACCCUUGCAGUAAAGAAGGUAUUUUUUUUUCCUGA
Messenger RNA from Lagopus leucura (white-tailed ptarmigan), 1539 nucleotides. RefSeq names its product GPN-loop GTPase 1 (gene GPN1). Gene Ontology annotation, molecular function: GTPase activity; ATP hydrolysis activity. Bases 25 to 1134 code for a protein of 369 amino acids. Lineage: Eukaryota; Metazoa; Chordata; Aves; Galliformes; Phasianidae. The record is from RefSeq and is a predicted model, not a curated record. The transcript is spliced from 14 exons.